AUGAACGUACAACUUAUCGAGCGUUACGUUAAAACAACAGACGCCAAGACUCACCAUCCAUACACUCUGGAUGUCCUCGGCGUUUUCUUUAUCGACAAGAAGUCGACAUUCACCGACAUCUGCAACAGGCAGCUCUUAUGGCAUGGCUCUAGGCCGACCGAUUGGGUUGGCAUUCUGAGUGAAGGUCUCAAGAUUGCACUCCCAGAAGCACCAGUCACAGGCUACAUGUGUGGAAAAGGUGUCUAUUUUGCUGAUAUCUGUUCAAAGAGUGCGAACUAUUGUUUUGCUACUCGCUCGAAAAACGUCGGUCUUCUUCUACUUUGUGAUGUAUCGUUGGGGACAAGGAAUGAUUUGUUAGCUGCAGAUUAUGAUGCAGAUCAGCUGCUGCGUGGAAAGCAGAGUGUUAUGGGGAAAGGAAGGAUUGCACCUGAUCCAGGGAAUAUACACACAAUGUCUGAUGGUUGUGUCGUUCCUCUCGGUCCAACUUGUGAUACCAAAGUACAUAACCCACACGGCUACACACUCGACUGCAACGAGUACGUCAUAUAUGAUGUGAAGCAGAUCAAGAUGCGUUAUCUGGUGAAAGUGAGAUUCAAUUUCAAAUACAGACAUGGGCAUAAUUAUGGAGCCACCCCUCAUAUCAGCCGAGGCAGGAAAAUCACCAGAACAUUGCAGAUUUAUGAAUAUACCUGCUGACCCGCCUAAAGCUGCAUCUGAUUCUACAUCAAAUCAUGCUAAUUGAGUAUUGAUAUUGUUUUGAUUGGACGCUUUGACAACUCAUAGCAACAAAACGAUUAAGGGAUGACCAGACUAACCAGACUAAC
This is a messenger RNA of Corticium candelabrum, 824 nucleotides long. RefSeq names its product poly [ADP-ribose] polymerase 2-like. Gene Ontology annotation, molecular function: NAD+-protein mono-ADP-ribosyltransferase activity; NAD+ poly-ADP-ribosyltransferase activity. The transcript has 8 exons. NCBI's taxonomy places the organism in Eukaryota, Metazoa, Porifera, Homoscleromorpha, Homosclerophorida, Plakinidae. Gene Ontology annotation, cellular component: nucleolus. The record is from RefSeq and is a predicted model, not a curated record. Gene Ontology annotation, biological process: double-strand break repair; protein poly-ADP-ribosylation. The coding region runs from base 1 to 696 and encodes 231 amino acids.